Molecule: messenger RNA, 2142 nt
Organism: Didymosphaeria variabile
Lineage: Eukaryota; Fungi; Ascomycota; Dothideomycetes; Pleosporales; Didymosphaeriaceae
Exons: 3
Coding region: 1-2142 (713 amino acids)
Source: RefSeq, a predicted model, not a curated record
AUGGCACAAUUCUGGGACAGCAUCAGCAGCGCGUUCGGCCGCUCACCCAGUCUCUCAGAAUCUGCAGACGAUUAUCUCCCACCUACACCAAGCGGUAAGCGUAAGGCCAGCACUGCACGACGACCAGCUCGACCGAGCAAAAUCCGGCGCCAUAGCACUCCGCGCUCAUUCCUUUAUGAGGAGAUUCCUGAGGAAUAUGAACAGAGCCCUCGUAUUACGGGCUUCAUCGGGCAUAGGAAUAGUCUGGACCGCGAGCCGCUUGGACGUUCCUCUGCACGAAAAGGCUCGGCAUAUGGAGGGUCGCGUACCAGCCAGAGGCGCCAUUCUGAACCACAGGACUCAGCGUACGGGGGCUCUCCCACCUUCCAGCGCGGACCACCAUCAACCCCCUGGAGACGCGGUUCGAUUAAUUCGCCUCGACAGCCAGGCGUGAGCUAUCUCAGCGGUUCGAAGAAAGUCGUGGAGAGCGUCUUUCCCACGGUUACACACGGUGAAGUAGCAGAGUCGGAGAAGCCUGUGACCACCGAAGCAGUCAUACAGGCUCAAAUACUCGCGAAUUACGAUGAUGACUCCGAUAGUGAGCUCAGUGAGGGUGAAUGGGGUCGCAAACAUUUCGGACCAGCGCCUUGGGUCAGGCAACAGCUCCACAUGGAGCCGGUAGCUAGACCGGAGGAUCAUUCCGAUGACCGGUUUCGACUGAGGGUAAAUCCUAAGUUCGUCGCAACACCUCGUCCUGAGUCCCUCCCCGAAAAAGGCACUGGGACGCCUGGGCCCAAGCUUGUAUUGUCCUCUGGGCCUGACACCAAGUUUCAGCCUGUCUCCCAGAUUAAGCCUCCCAUAUUGAAGAAGCCUGUGAAAGGGACGGCUGUCAAGCCUGUCACCAAGUCUAUCACCAAACCCGUCACCAAGCCCGUCACUAAGUCUACCAUCAAACUCGUCUCAGAGCCUGCGGUCGAGCCUCCUGAGCACAUCAAAGAACGGACAGCUGCGCCCUCGCGGCGUCUCCGCAACAUCAUGAAAGAAUACGGUGAGCACCCUAGUUCAUGUGUAGGACAGGUUCUAGAGGAGCUCCAAGAGCCAGUUUAUUCGCUCCGCGAUGUCGAGGUCCGUGACAUGAUGUGGCAGAUUCAGGAUGGAAUGGAAGACAUUGCAGGUUUCUUCAAGGGCAGCUUACCUGCAUCUUGGGCGGAGAGCAAAAGCAAGACCCUGGCCCGGUUAUAUUUCGACGAGGAUAUGAGGGACGUGUCGACGGCGCGGGUCAUGAAGUGUGUGGCAGGCGGCAGAUGGAAGGAUGAAGGAGAAUGGCACGACAUCUUUGCAGACACCAACAAGAGACGUGCACUCGUAUGCGGCAUUAUCGGCAAUGUGCUCGUCGAGCAGGUCUUCAAGCACCCCUUCUUCGGCGGCGACGAACAAACUAUCGACGCACUCUUCAAUGUUCAAAAAGAACUCCGAGAAGACGAAGCCUUCGCCCGCAAAUUCGCCAGUGCCUCGCUCCUCCGCACCCCUCUCUUCGGCAAUCCCCCAGACACCAGCAUCCUCGAGCCCCCAGAAAACCUUACCAAGCACGUUGCGGCCGUCGUCGCCGCGCUCGACGCCCACCUCCGCCCCCUGCUGCACAGAUUCCUUCCUCUUUUUCAAGGCCCGAAAGCCAAGGACAGCGUCCAUCUCCUCUUCAUCGAACGCCUCACUCGCCUCGUCGGCACCGCCGCCCUCCUUUCCCUCCAAAUGGCCGCAGAUCCUCUUACAGUGUAUUACUUCACUCCAGUUGCGAAAGGCGAUCGCUUCGAGCCCGAGGCGCACGAAGCGGUCAAUGAGAAGGACAUGGAGCGUACGCAUCCGCGCAGCCUGAAGACUACCUUCCCUUCUGAGGAGGCGAGGAGGCGCGCAAGGAAUGAUGAAGCGGUCAUCAGUAUGGUGCUCAUGCAUGGGCUCACUGCGUAUCGUAAGGGCGGGUGGGAGGCGCCGGAGAGUGAUCCGGAUUGGGAUGGGGAGAUAGUUGUGGGAAGGUUGUAUGCGAAGGAGGAGUAUGGGGAGAUGGGAUAUAGGGCGAGGUUGUUGACGCGUGGGUGGGUAUUUUGUAAGUGGGGGAGGGCUGAGAGGUUUGAGGGCGGAAAGGUGGGUGUGAAGAGGGGCGAGUGA